GUUGGAUAAUAUUUCGACGUGUUACGAGAAGAAAAAUAGGAAGAUAAACUUAAGUGGUCGAUUGGAUCCUUCAAACUUGUAAGAAAAAAUGCUUCUGGUUCUGAUGUUACCUAUGUGCUGCGAUAUCCUCACUUGAUGCACACUGUUAAUGCUAACACAUGCCAGAAACUACAGAUAUUAAAGUCUCUAGAAUUAUAUAAUAAUUUUUUUCUGUGGAUUGGUUCUGGACAUUAAAUUUAUCGGUGGGAAAGAACAAUCAAGAAGAUGACCUCAUAAGUGACACUGCAAAGAUCACCUGUCCUGCUGAAUGUCCAGACUGAAGACCUCCACCAGCUCCCAUCUUCUGCCCCUGGUUCGAGAGGGGUUUCUCUCUGGCCACAAUGAGUGAAGUUGUCAUUGUGAAGGAGGGAUGGCUUCACAAGCGAGGAGAAUACAUAAAGACAUGGAGGCCACGGUAUUUCUUGCUUAAGAGUGACGGAACAUUUAUUGGGUACAAAGAGCGACCGCAAGAUGUCGACCAGCUGGAGACUCCACUCAAUAACUUCUCAGUGGCCCAAUGUCAGCUGAUGAAGACUGAGAGGCCAAAGGCGAACACGUUUAUUAUUCGGUGCCUGCAGUGGACUACUGUUAUUGAACGCACCUUUCAUGUUGAGACCCCAGAGGAAAGGGAGGAAUGGACGAAGGCCAUCCAGGCUGUGGCAGAUAGUCUACAGAAGCAGGAGGCAGAGAGAAUGGACUCUUCGCCCGACCCCAUGGACAUGGAGAUGUACCUGUCCAAACCUCGCCUCAAAGUGACAAUGCAUGACUUUGAAUACCUCAAACUCUUGGGGAAAGGCACUUUUGGGAAGGUCAUUUUGGUGAAGGAGAAAGCCACAGGUAAAUACUAUGCCAUGAAAAUCCUCAAGAAGGAGGUGAUAGUAGCAAAAGAUGAGGUAGCACACACACUUACUGAAAACAGGGUCCUCCAGAACUCCAAACAUCCCUUCUUAACCGGUCUUAAGUAUUCUUUCCAGACUCAUGACCGCUUAUGUUUUGUUAUGGAGUAUGCAAAUGGAGGGGAGCUUUUCUUUCAUUUAUCGCGAGAUCGAGUAUUUUCGGAAGAGAGAGCGCAGUUUUACGGGGCAGAGAUCGUCUCAGCUCUGGACUACCUCCAUUCUGAAAAAAACGUUGUUUACAGAGACCUAAAGUUGGAGAACCUAAUGCUGGAUAAAGAUGGCCACAUAAAGAUAACAGAUUUUGGCCUGUGUAAGGAGGGAAUUACAGAGGGCACUACAAUGAAGACAUUCUGUGGUACGCCAGAGUAUCUCGCUCCAGAGGUUCUUGAGGACAAUGAUUACGGUCGAGCAGUGGACUGGUGGGGGCUGGGCGUGGUCAUGUACGAGAUGAUGUGCGGCCGGCUGCCCUUCUAUAACCAGGAUCAUGAAAAGCUCUUUGAGCUGAUCCUCAUGGAUGAGAUCCGUUUCCCUCGCACGCUUGGACCCGAGGCAAGAUCACUGCUGUCAGGCCUGCUUCAAAAAGACCCCAGGCAGCGGUUAGGCGGAGGACCAGACGAUGCGAAAGAAAUCAUGCAGCAUAAGUUCUUUGCGGGCAUUGAGUGGCAAGAUGUUUAUGAGAAGAAGCUUGUUCCACCCUUUAAGCCCCAGGUAACCUCAGAAACAGACACUCGCUAUUUUGAUGUGGAGUUUACAGGCCAGACCAUCACCAUCACGCCCCCAGGCCAAGAUGAAACCAUGGAGUGCUUUGACAGCGAUAGAAGACCCCACUUCCCUAAAUUCUCAUACUCUGCCAGUGGCACAGCAUAAAAAAGCCAUGAAAACAGUUUCAAAUGCACAAACACACCCGUUUUCCCUGAGGCACUGCUGACAACUUAUCCAACGCCGUUGCCACUUAAGUAGUAACCCCCUCCCCAGACUUGGUUCACAUUGUGAAGAUUUCACCAGUGGUCAUUAUUUGGUUAAUGAAUUAAGAACUGCAUAUUAGCAGUUUCUGUUUGAAACAGGCUUGGUUCUCUUUACUAGGUGCAGUUGGUACAAUUGUUCGAUAUGCAUAAUGUGCAUUGUGAAUAAUGAAGACACUUCUAACACAAUAAUUUGGUACGUUUCUGGCAACAGAGUAUUUCUUGUGUAAAUGCAAAAUAAAUAACACACAGACCCUUUGAUUUAAAUAGAGUUGGAGUGAACAUUAUGUCAGAAGUAUUGGUUACUGUAUGUUCACUCACAUUUCUACCACAACCCACAAUUCACAAGUGCACCUAGUUUUCAAGACUUUAGUAAAACUUUAGUAAAAGUGGUCCGUUUUAUUGAAAAAUGUGUUAUUGUAGUUUAUCAUGGUUUCUGUCCUGAGGACAUGAUAUUACCUGAAUACCAAAGAAAUUAUGAUUUACAGAGAUCAAAAACAACAGCGAUACUUGUAAGUGGAAUGAUUUUAUUCUCUUUCACACAAAUAGUUUUUUUUUUUUCUUGUAGAACUACAGUCAUGAUGGAUUGUAUCAUGCCUUCGUGCUAUUGAGGACCUCACUAUUUGCAUAAACUUUGCAGGAUUGAACUGAAGUUUGAUUGCCAAUAUUUUUUAAUAUGUAAUUUCACCCUAAACCUACUGUAAGUGCAUACAGUAGCAAGAAAAAUUAUGUGAACCUUUUGGAAUUAGCUGGUUUUCUGCAUUAAUUGGUAAGAAAAUGUGAUCUCAUCUUCAUCAGAGUCACAAAUAUAGACAAACAACAAUGUGCUUAAGCUAACAACACACAAACAAUUACAAUGCAAAGUUUUUGGUGGAAAGCAGCGGCUUCCUUCGUGGUGUCCUGCCAUGGACACAUGCCUGUUUAAUGUUUUCCAUAUAGUAGACUCAUGAACAGAGAUGUUCACCAGUUCCAAUGAUUCCUUCAAGUCUUUAGCUGUAACUCUAGGGUUCUUUUUUAUCUCACUGAUCAUUCUGCGGUGUGCCCUAUAAGUCAUCUUGGCUGGACAGCUACUUCUAGGGAGAGGAGCCACAGUACUAAAUCCUCUCCAUUUAUGGACAAUUUGCUUAACUGUGGACAGAUGAAAAUGUAAGCUCUUCGACAUAACUUUGUAGCCCUUUAAAGCUUAAUGCACAGCAACAAUUCUUGAUCGUAGGUCUUCUGAGAUCUCUUUUGUGAGAGGCAUGUUCCAUGUCAGCAGAUUCUUCUUGUGAAUAGCAAACUCAAAAUGUUUGAGUGCUUUUUAUUAGUCAAAGUAGCUCUAACCCACACCUACAAUCUUGUUUCAUUAAUUGGGUGCCAUAUUUGCCAACUCCUGACUCUAAUUAGCUUUUGUUGACGUCAUUAACAUUCACAAUCACAUACUUUUUCCAUCCUACACUGUGAAUGUUGAAUUAUGUAUUCAAUAUGUACAAGAACAAUACAAUAAUUUGUCUGUUAUUAGUUAAAACAGACUGUGUUUGUUCAUUAUUGUAACUUACAGUAGAUGAUCAAACCAGGUUUUAAGACAAAUGUAUACAUAAAUGCAGGUUCACAUACUUAAUCUUGCCACUGUAAGCCAUUUUCAGAACCACAGAUUACAGCAUGUAACCUCAAAUUUGUAGGAUUAGUUGAGAAUAUUUUCUAGUUAUAAUGAUUUUUUUGCAGGAAAUUAUUUAAAUGUCCUUGCAAUUUAUACAAAAUAUAUCUACUGUCAAGUUGAUGCGAGACGAGAAUAUUCUUUUGUAAGGGUUUAAUUGCUAAAUGUCAAGAACCAAAAAAAAAAAAAAAAAAUGACAGAACAUUUAUUUUUGUAUUCAUGUGAAUUUGUUGUUACACCAGAGAAUGGCUACACUGCAUCAACACAGUAAAAAUUGCCAAAAAAUUCUACAUGUUUAAUGUUUAAAACUCUCCUUACAUAGUUUAACAAUUUGCAGGUUUUUGGUUCACAUGCCUAGUAGUUCCCAAUAUUUAUUGUCGUUUUUACGCUAGUUGUAGCUUAUAUGAAUUUAUACAAAAAUUGACAUUUCAAGGAAGUCUUUACUAAACUUUCAAGACCGUUGUUUAAGAAAACAGUACUGCAGUCUAUUCAAUCAAAAUAAUGUGGUUUCUUUCAUUGUUUUAAAUUGUUUAUUGAAAAAAACUGUCUUUAUGAUAUGAACAUUUCUUUUGUUUGAAUUGACAAGUCAACAACAAAUUCUGGUUUUACAAAAAUGUAAUCGCAUUACAUGCGUGGCGGUUGUAAUUUGUAUAUUUGCAGGCCUCUGCAAAUGUGCCAUAAUUGUUUCAUUACAUUAUGAAAUAAUAAUUUGAAAGAUGCUGUUUCAGCAUUUUGCCCUUAGAUAAAACAUUUGAAAAAAUUUGCACAGACCAAACAUUUCCAAGAAUUGAUUUGGUCCUUAUUUGAAUAAUGAAUGAUGACCCAAAAAUACCAUUGAAUGUAAGAUGCUGGUCUAUGACUUUCUCUAUCUUUUCCUUUCUUUUUUUUUUUUCUACUUUGCUUUUAUAUUUUGUAUAGUUUUUUUCUAUUUCAUGUUUAAGUGAAACAUUUUGUAUUGAUACACCCCGUAUCUAAAUAACAAGGCUGGUUUUGAGAGAAAUGUUCACAGUUUAAUUUAUUUUCUUAUUUUACAUGUUAGUGGAGGGCGGACUGAGGGACAAAUUUAAUAUACCAUGUUUUAAAAAUUACGAUCUUUUUUUUUUAAUUUAUUUUUAUUUUUUUAUGACACCAUCUGCUGUCAUGUUUGCCUCCCACCUUUAGAAGACAGAUGUCUACACUUAUACUGAUUGUGUUGAACUAAGUGCACAAAGUGCAAGAAAGCCUUUACAGAAGACAAAAUUAAUUCAAGGAGUUUAAUUAAUUUAAAUAACAAACAUUACUGCUGUCAUGUGUCAGGGUUUUACAAGAAGCUGUUUCUAUAUCACUCCAAAAAUAAAAUGUUGGAUUUAAUUAA
Messenger RNA from Myxocyprinus asiaticus (Chinese sucker), 4887 nucleotides. Its product is annotated as RAC-alpha serine/threonine-protein kinase-like. The transcript is spliced from 14 exons. Gene Ontology annotation, molecular function: ATP binding; protein serine/threonine kinase activity. Gene Ontology annotation, biological process: protein phosphorylation. Bases 381 to 1802 code for a protein of 473 amino acids. Lineage: Eukaryota; Metazoa; Chordata; Actinopteri; Cypriniformes; Catostomidae. The record is from RefSeq and is a predicted model, not a curated record.